Messenger RNA from Acanthoscelides obtectus, 1531 nucleotides. The record is from the annotation of a GenBank genome assembly. Lineage: Eukaryota; Metazoa; Arthropoda; Insecta; Coleoptera; Chrysomelidae.
CUUUAGCUUCGGUUCACAAUGAACGACUUUCGACCGAUUCCGGAAGUUGAAAAGCACGGCGAGUUUUUGCAGAAAGUCGUCGAUCUUUUGUUCAAGAAUAUCGUUUUCACCACUCGUCAGGAUAAAGUUGUACUGUGGCAAUCUCCGGAGCAAUUGGAAGAACAGUUCGACUUCAGUUUGAAACAAAAUGGCGACGAACAUGAGAAGCUGAUAUGUUUGUUGAGGAACACCAUAAAAUUUAGCGUCAAAACUGGACAUCCGUAUUUCAUCAAUCAGUUGUUUUCAGGGUUGGAUCCAUACGGUUUAGCAGGCCAGUGGCUCACAGAUGCUCUGAACGCUAGCGUUUAUACUUACGAAGUAGCCCCGGUUUUUACCCUCAUGGAAAAACACGUGAUGCGUGAGGUCAAUAGCAUGAUUGGACCUGACUGGGGAGACGGCCUCUUCUGUCCAGGAGGAUCUUUUGGCAAUGGAACUGCUAUUAAUCUGGCUAGAUACAACAAGUUUCCCGACACCAAGGCAAAAGGAACAUGCCAUCUACCAAAGCUGGUCCUCUUUGCUUCCGAAGAGUGCCAUUACUCGAUCCACAAGUUCGCUGCCUUCCUUGGUAUAGGAGAAGAAAACGUGAUUGGUGUUAAGACUGAUGAUGUGGGUCAAAUCAUUCCUGAAAAUCUGGAACGGAGGAUACAAGAGAAAUUUGAUGACGGAUCCGCGCCUUUUAUGGUCGUAGCAACCUUGGGUACAACGGUAAGAGGAGCAUUUGACCCAAUUGAAGAUAUAGCUGAUAUUUGCAAAAAAUAUGAUUUGUGGCUCCACAUAGAUGCAGCCUGGGGUGGCGGACUGAUUUUUUCUCAAAAACAUAGAGCAAGAUUAAACGGUAUAGAGCGAGCAAAUUCCAUAAUCAUCAACCCCCAUAAGCUUCUAGCAGUACCUCAGCAAUGUUCUAUAUUACUGGUGAGGGACAAGGAGAUCCUUCACAAAUGCUAUUCAAGAGGGGCCGAGUACCUAUUUCAAAAAGAUAAGCACUACGAUAGAUCGUACGACAUGGGCGAUAAGUAUCUGCAGUGUGGACGAAAAUGUGAUGUAUUCAAAUUUUGGUUUAUGUGGCGGGCUAAGGGCUCAACAGGGUUUGCCAAUCACAUAGACACCUUGAUGGACCUAGCGGAAUAUUUCGAAAACCAGAUAAACGUGAGGUCCGACUUUAUGCUGGUGUCCAAAAGGCAGUACAUGAACGUCUGCUUUUGGUAUCUACCCAGAUAUUUGAGAGGCAAGACAAACAUCUUGGAGCACUCUGGCCAACUACAAAAGGUGGCGCCACAAAUCAGAUCUGUGAUGGUCAAGCAUGGAUCAGUUAUGCUAGGUUACCAACCGCUGAAGGGACUACCUAACUUCUUCAGGUUCGUAUCGCAAAAUUCUGCUCUGACAAAAAAGGACAUCGAUUUUAUAUUAAAUCAUAUUGCUGAUAUUGGUGAAGAGUUGUUUAAAUGAUUUGUAUUAAAUAUGUAUAUGAAUAAAUAAUAAUAAAACUUCAACA